UUCUACGACUAGAUUUACAUAUAGAUAUGACAGUGUUUUCAAAAUAUGUUGGCCGUUUAACGGAAAAAUAUGAGCAAUCUAGACUGCCAAAGCAAGCAUUCAGUUAUGCCCUAGUGGGUACUGCCUUAUUUGCAUUAACCAUUAAGGUAACUGUACCAUAUAUCCGAAAUGCCCCAUGCAUUAAACACAAAAGUGAAAAUGCGGGUGCACUUACACCGGCAGAGAUAUAUGGGAUGGACGAAGAAUUUAAGCUCGCCGAGGCAGAGAAACUGCUGGUCGAGAAGCAAUUGAAACAGAAAAAUAAGCAAUUACUUGAACCGGGCUUAAACAAGGAGUUUCUGAAGCAACUCGGCAUGCUGGUUAGGAUAAUGAUACCGCAAAAGUUAUGCUAUGAGACUGGGCUUCUAACUGUUCAUACAUUGUGUCUCAUCUCCCGGACAUUCCUUAGUAUAUAUGUGGCAGCAUUAGAAGGAGCAAUCGUAAAGUUUAUCGUCCGCAAAGAUGUCAAACAGUUUGCACUCGUUUUACUAAAAUGGUUUGGCAUUGCAAUACCUGCGACAUUCAUCAACUCAAUGAUACGAUUUCUGGAGAGUAAGCUAUCAUUAGCAUUUCGAACUCGAUUGGUGCGGCAUUCAUAUCGUUUGUACUUCAAGAAUCAGAACUACUAUCGAGUAUCGAAUCUAGACGGACGCAUCGAAAAUGCCGAUCACAGACUUACGGAGGAUAUUUCAGUAUUUGCGAGCUCUGUAGCACAUUUAUAUAGCAGUUUGACCAAACCUUGCUUCGAUCUGAUGUUGAUUGGCUUGGCUUUAAUGCGCUCCUCCAGAAAGAUGAAAGCUAAUAUCUUAUCAGGGCCUGCGCUAUCAGUCAGCGUUAUUGCACUUACCGCUCAUAUUUUGCGUGUUGUAUCCCCUAAGUUUGGCCAGCUGGUAUCAGAGGAAGCAAAUCGGUAUGGUUAUCUAAGGCAUAUUCAUUCACGCAUAAUUACAAAUGCAGAAGAAAUCGCAUUCUAUAGCGGACAUAAAGUGGAGCUACAGCAAUUAAGGCAAGCGUAUAAUCGGCUUGUUAAUCAAAUGAAUAAUAUAUUUAGUCAAAAACUUUGGUUUAUAAUGCUAGAGCAAUUCUUUAUGAAAUAUGUAUGGUCCGGCACAGGCAUGGUGAUGGUUUCUCUGCCAAUAUUAACAGGAGCAGCUGUAUCCACAACGACAUCGUCAUCCAAUAAUAAGACCAUCGAAAGAACUGAGUCGAGUGUUAGUGAGCGAACCCAAUACCUAACAACGUCCAGAAAUCUACUGAUUUCGGCAGCCGAUGCUAUAGAGCGUUUAAUGUCCUCUUACAAGGAAAUAGUAGCAUUGGCCGGCUAUACCUGUCGAGUAGCUGGGAUGCUAGACGUUUUCGAAGAGACCGCUCAAGGCAUUUACAGCAAAGCCUCGGUAAUUGAGAAUGAGGAAAUAAAUGGCAUCAUUGAGUUCCGUAACGGCAAACCCAUUGCAAAGGGACGUAUAAUAUAUAUCGAUGAUCCCAGCAACAUGUCCAUCAGCCUUCGAGCCGUUCCGGUCGUAACACCCAACUGUGAUAUUGUUGUUCCCAGUUUGACCCUUUGUAUUGAACCGGGUUUUCAUUUAUUGAUAACUGGUCCAAAUGGCUGCGGCAAGUCCAGCUUGUUUCGCAUAUUAAGUGGUCUGUGGCCUAUCUAUGCCGGCGAGCUGCACAUUCCCCGCCCUGUGGAAAAUAAGCCCUGCAUGUUCUAUAUACCCCAAAGACCAUAUAUGUCAAUUGGCAGCCUUUGUGAUCAAAUCAUAUAUCCAGAUACUCGUGAAGAUAUGAAACGAAAGGGUAUUACUGAAAAUGAAUUGAUGAGCAUUUUAAAAUUGGUCUGCCUAGAGCAUAUUGCACAACGGUAAGUACUUAUAUGGGCAUAAAAC
Messenger RNA from Drosophila arizonae, 1925 nucleotides. RefSeq names its product ATP binding cassette subfamily D (gene Abcd1). Lineage: Eukaryota; Metazoa; Arthropoda; Insecta; Diptera; Drosophilidae. The record is from RefSeq and is a predicted model, not a curated record. Gene Ontology annotation, cellular component: peroxisomal membrane. Gene Ontology annotation, molecular function: ATP hydrolysis activity; ABC-type transporter activity; long-chain fatty acid transmembrane transporter activity. Gene Ontology annotation, biological process: fatty acid beta-oxidation; very long-chain fatty acid catabolic process; peroxisome organization.